AUGCUGCACUGUCCUAUCACUUCUACCCCUUUCUCGGUCAAAGACAUCUUAAAGCUGGAGCAGCAGAGCGCUCAGAGCGGGGACCUUCGGGGAUUCCUCCCCCAGGAUCUGCAAGAGCCUCCGGCCAUGCAGCCACCCCCUACUUGUCUGCACAAGAAACAAGAGGCUGCCUACAGUUCUGAGGCCCUUCCCUUCCAGAUGGAAGUCGAUCAAGGCAGAAAUUGCAGGAGGCGUGAGGAGGAGUAUGAGCUCAUGAGGAGCUCCUGUGAAGAAGAGAUGGACCUAAGAAAAUCUCUGACCGCUGACUGUUUCGAGCCCCGGGAGAAGAAAGACGACCCGUGCGAACGUCCCAAGCAAAGGCAGAGGCGGAAACCCAGGGUUUUGUUUUCUCAAGCUCAAGUUUUCGAGCUGGAAAGGCGGUUUAAACAGCAGAAGUACCUCUCGGCUCCGGAACGGGAGCAUCUCGCCAGCCUGCUGAAACUCACCCCCACGCAAGUCAAGAUCUGGUUCCAGAACAGGAGAUACAAGUGCAAGAGACAAAGACAAGAUAAAUCGCUGGAGUUCUCGGCCCAUCCCCUUCCUCCCAGGAGGGUAGCGGUCCCUGUGCUAGUCAGAGAUGGCAAGCCGUGCCUUGGGGGCUCACAGGGUUACACUGCCCCUUAUAAUGUCACGCUCAGCCCUUACUCCUAUAACACCUACUACAGCGGUUACAGCAAUAGCCCAUACAGAGCAAACUACAGCGGUAGUUACUCAGGGGGGGCCGCGAGUACCACCCCAGCCAGUCACAUCAUGAACAUGAGCUUCAGUGUCUCCAGCGCUGCUCAGACCCAGCAGAGUCACUUACAAGCCACGCUGCAAGCAGGGAUCAGGGCUUGGUAA
Molecule: messenger RNA, 879 nt
Organism: Gopherus flavomarginatus (Mexican gopher tortoise)
Lineage: Eukaryota; Metazoa; Chordata; Testudines; Testudinidae
Gene: NKX2-6
Product: NK2 homeobox 6
Exons: 2
Coding region: 1-879 (292 amino acids)
Biological process (GO): cell differentiation; regulation of transcription by RNA polymerase II
Cellular component (GO): nucleus
Molecular function (GO): DNA-binding transcription factor activity, RNA polymerase II-specific; RNA polymerase II cis-regulatory region sequence-specific DNA binding
Source: RefSeq, a predicted model, not a curated record